UACAAACACCAUUCGGCGGCCGGACCCAGAAACAAUCGCGUUGAUUAAUAUGAUAGGCUUCUGUUUUUAAAUAUAGGAAACAAAUUGUUUUAAAUCAGGUUCUUAAAAUUAGGAUGACUUGCUCAGGCGUUAGUUGGCAAGAUCUCAAGCAUUUAAGUGAUUCCUGUUUUGUGCCUGUGUUAAAACAAGAUUUGGAUGACGUACCCUUACAAAGCGAUCACUUCAAUGAAUACAGAAAUGUCUUGGAAUUGCAACUACCCAUACUGUAUGAUUUGCUGCAACAGAAACAGGAGUGGAUCUUCGGAAGCGAUGAGCCGGAAGCGUGCGAGACACUUGCCAACUUAUUAGUCCUCUUGUGCGAGGUAACUGCUCAAAAUACAAUUUACGGACUAUCGCAUGAGAGCAUAGAAAGAAACGGGAAUCGAGUUCUACGGGAGCAUAUUCCUUUACAGAGAAUGGUUGUGGAACGAAUCAUCUUUGAAUUUUAUCAGAAAAAACUAAGGAAAGAUGUAUGGAAAAGGCAAUUGGGGUCAAUUCAUGGAUUUCUCCGUUUUUUACAGUUACAAUACAGUGGGCAAAUGCUUCCAAAGCAGUGGGUUCAUUUCUGCUUAUCAGUAGGUCUAACUGUGCGUGAAAGCCAUGAUCCUACUUGUAAAAAAAUUGGAGUAUUGAUAUUUCAGUUAAUUUUGAAUAGCGGUGAUUUUUCGCAUCUACAAAAACAAAACAUACACAGCGUAAUUUAUGAUUCAGCAUAUAAAGAUGUGGAUUUUUUGGACUCUGUUGAAGCGGCUACUGAUACCUGGAAUUGCUUGUACACAUGCUUAAGAUUCUUUGAGGAUUUAGAUAGCUUUAACUGGAGUCAACUAGAUGACCUUAUGGAAAAAGCUCUUAAAAAUAUAACAAUGGCUUCUAAUAAUCUAGUCUCGCUUUGCCAUUUGCAAUUCGUCAUUAAAUUUGGAGCAUAUUUCGUGAUAAAUCAAAAUGAUAUCUUAUAUCAUUGCGAAGCAGAUCUUAACGACCCAAAUACCUUAGAACAGUGUCGAGCUAUUUGCGCUACAAACAACUCGUAUACAAUUUUUCGUUGGGCAAAAGACAUUUUAAAUAUGUUUAAUGUAAAUUCAUAUAAAUUGAUGCAGGAUAAAGAGAUUUCGCAGAAAUUUUUAUUGGAACUACACAAAUGUUAUUUGGUAUGUAUUCUGCCAAUCAAAUUGGAAAUAAUCGGUCCACACUUAAUAACAUUUAUGGAGAAGUUCACGUCGGUUUUAAUGGAGGCCAUCAAUGCUCACAGAAUGGAUAUAGAAAUCAUUAAGUUGACACGAGCUACUUUGGAAACAUUCGCAUUGCAACUGCAUCAUUACCCUGACUCUCUUGAUAAUAAAGACUUCGCCAAGCUGCACAAAGCUCUAGAUAAACUUCUAAAGCAAAAUAUUUUUGUACAAAAUAAAUGAAUUUUCGUUUAUUGUAAACAUUUAAGAAAUAAAAUGCACAUUUCUUGAACAAAAUUUUAAAAGAUAAAAAAAAAUACAAUUACAACUGGAUGUGCAUACGCAAUAGUAAAAAAUUGGAUUUCACGGUACAGUGUGCUUGGAUUUUGCUUGCUGGAAAAAUAAGAGUAUUUUAGGUAGAAAAAAUCUGAAUACAUAU
Molecule: messenger RNA, 1644 nt
Organism: Rhagoletis zephyria (snowberry fruit fly)
Lineage: Eukaryota; Metazoa; Arthropoda; Insecta; Diptera; Tephritidae
Source: RefSeq, a predicted model, not a curated record